AAUUGUUCCUACUCGCUCUCUGAUAUGUCUCUCUUGCAAGCCAGUUUCCUCGGUUCCUCUCUUCUCCAUUCGAAUCAAGACCUACGAAUUCCAUUCCAGAGACUAGUAAUCUCAUAUCCGCGUCUCCAUACAUAUCGGAUUCAAUGUGCGAAGAGAACUGGGAAACGGAGGUACCCCUCGGAGAAGAAGAAGCUGAGAUUGAAGCAGAAAGAAGCUGUGGCGAUGGUGAAGAACAAGCUUGAAGGAGUUUGGCGGCUCUCUAAGCUCGGAGUUCCUGUCGGAGAUGACCCAGGAAAAGAUUUUCUCGGUAUCUCCGAUGGGUUGCUUCAAGCCAUCGCCAAAGCUAUCGAGUUUCCGGUUGCUUCAAUGCUUCCAGAGGAAGCAUUUACAGUCGUUAGGAAAUCUUUUGAUGCGAGGAAGAUUUUGAAGGAAGCCAAGUUUGUGUAUACUGUUGACAUGGAUGUGGACAAGCUUCUGCAUCUAGAACCUCGUACUCAUGACUUCAUCUCCCGGUUGGAGCCCAAGGUUGGGCUUAUUGAACAUUUGGGUUCUGAGAAGAGCUUUUCCGGUGACUUGGUCAGUUUAGUACAUGAUUGUAGAAGAGUCGAAAACAAUGUCUUGUCAGGAGGAUAUGAAUCUCAGAGGAUUAAUGGCACUGGAGAGUCAAUCCAUCGCCCGGAAAGAAGAAAACCAAGAAUAUGUGUUGUUGGAAGUGGCCCAUCUGGUUUGUUUGCAUCUCUUGUCCUUGCGGAAUUUGGUGCAGAUGUGACACUCAUUGAAAGAGGCCGAGCAGUGGAUGAAAGGGGACGUGACAUAGGUGCUUUGGUAGUUCGUCGGGUUUUGGAUCGUGAGAGCAAUUUCUGCUAUGGCGAGGGUGGUGCAGGUACAUGGAGUGACGGAAAGCUUGUGACCAGAAUAGGGAGAAACAGUGCCAGUGUUUUAGCUGUCAUGAAGACUUUGGCUCGCUUUGGUGCUGCAGAUAAUAUCUUGGUAAAUGGAAAGCCUCAUCUUGGAACAGAUAGACUAAUUCCAUUACUCCGAAACUUCAGGGAACAUCUUCAGAGCAUUGGAGUCACUAUCAAGUUUGGGACAAGGGUAGAUGAUCUGCUGGUAGAAGAUUCACGUGUCGUGGGAGUCAGGGUUUCAGAUUCCACAAACCAAUUGCAGAACACUUGCAAGAGCUUAAAAUUUGAUGCAGUUGUACUUGCAGUUGGUCAUUCGGCACGUGACACAUAUGAGAUGCUUCUUUCUCAUAACUUGGACUUGGUUCCGAAAGAUUUUGCUGUUGGAUUGCGCAUUGAGCAUCCUCAAGAACUAAUUAACAGUAUACAGUACUCAGACUUGGCCAACGAAGUACAUAAAGGACGAGGAAAAGUACCAGUGGCAGAUUAUAAAGUUGUCCAAUAUGUAAAUAGCAAGGAUGAGGAACUUUCCCAAUCUCCAGGACGAAGUUGCUACUCCUUCUGCAUGUGCCCUGGUGGUCAGGUUGUUCUCACCAGCACAAACCCUGCCGAAAUUUGUAUCAAUGGCAUGUCUUUUUCUCGGCGUUCGUCCAAGUGGGCUAAUGCUGCACUUGUUGUCUCCGUUUCAUCAAAGGACUUUGAUGUUCUGAAUCUUCAUGGACCCCUAGCGGGUGUUGGGUUUCAGAGAGAGCUUGAAAGGAGAGCAGCAUUAAUGGGUGGUGGGAAUUUCGCAGUACCUGUGCAGAGGGUAACUGAUUUUCUGGAAGAAAAGUUAUCUGAAACACCUUUACCGCCUUCAAGUUAUCGGUUAGGAGUGAAGUCUGCAAAUCUGCAUGAGCUGUUUCCUGCUCAUAUAACUGAAUCAUUGAGACACUCUAUCUCAAUGUUUGAUAAAGAGUUACCGGGAUUCAUUUCAAAAGAAGCCCUUCUCCAUGGCGUAGAGACAAGGACUAGCUCUCCUGUUCGGAUUCCUCGUAGCAAUGAAACGUACGAGAGUACAUGUUUGAAAGGGCUAUACCCAGUUGGUGAAGGAGCUGGUUAUGCCGGUGGCAUCGUGAGUGCAGCAGUAGACGGUAUGUAUGCCGGUUUUGCUGUUGCCAAAAGUUUUGAUAUGUUUGAAGGAACCAUAGAAUCGGUUAUCGGGAAGGUUCAAGGUCCUGGGCUCAUAAAGUACUGAACUUUCAAAUGCCCUUCGUCCCCAUUAAGCUCCUCGUGUGAAAGCAUUCCAACGGCGAUUGCUUCCGCCUAAGAAUUUCAGUUUUGCUGCAGAAAACUUGUGAGAAACCUCGGUUGCUAAAUCAUCUUCAACCUCGGGUUUCCGCGGUUAAACACAAUGUUCGUCGGAGGCUCCUUGUUUUCUAUAGAACAUAAAUGCAGCCGAUGAGAUUCAGCGGAAACCAAGGACCAUGUUGCAACGGUAAAAUAGUAUAUAAACUCUACACACAUUAACCCCUCCAGUAGCAGCAGUAGUAAUAGGACAAAGCCUGGAGAAGCUUCGGGUUGUUUUUGUCAUUUGCUUUGCAAAGCUUUCUCCGUGACUUAUCAUUGCUUAAUAGAAGAAAUGAAAUAUAUUUUUAAUAAAACACGGUUAGGGAACCCAACCCAUUAAUAAUUAUAUUUGGACCAAUUAUUCGGUCAUUUUUAUUUAAUGGGUUUAAACCCAUUAAAACCAUAGGCUUAAUAAAUUAGCCUACUAUACAAUAAUUAUUUUAUUUUAAUUCUGAAAAUCCAAAUUCUACUUACCCUAUUCUCUAACCUCUCGGACAACGUUUUCAUUUGUGAUUCUUGUCGAGUUUCAUCUACUUUUUCAUUUUCGAAAAGGCAAAUCUAAAUUUUGACAUGUUAUUCUGUUCAUUUCGAAAAGGUUGCUGGCUUUCUACUUUCUGAUUUAGUGUUCGUUCUUGAAUUUUGGAUAUAAUUUUUCGUGAAAUCAUAUAAUUUUGGGCUUCAAUUA
Molecule: messenger RNA, 2916 nt
Organism: Tarenaya hassleriana
Lineage: Eukaryota; Viridiplantae; Streptophyta; Magnoliopsida; Brassicales; Cleomaceae
Exons: 14
Coding region: 25-2139 (704 amino acids)
Molecular function (GO): FAD binding
Source: RefSeq, a predicted model, not a curated record